Caenorhabditis angaria is the source of this 2603-nucleotide messenger RNA. The record is from the annotation of a GenBank genome assembly. Lineage: Eukaryota; Metazoa; Nematoda; Chromadorea; Rhabditida; Rhabditidae.
AUGCCGCAUUUAAAAAUCGCCGUGGAUUCUUCGCUCAACAAUAAAGGUUCGAAAUUCAAAAUUCGGCAACAAGUUGGAUUGGAAAUUGAGCAGUGCGAAACUUUGAUGAAGGUACGGUAGAUACAGUAAUCCUUGAAGCGAAAUAAUUAAUUUCGAAAUGUUUAAAAAAUAUAUUUUCAGGUUUUUCAAGUUUUCGUUUACAAGUACGUGUCCCAUAAUUCUUUGGGAUACUGUACCUACAGUACAUUUACCACUACAGUACCCCAAUAUAUUUUGCAGGCUCUAAAAUGGACUUAUGAAUUUGUGCACUAUCACAAUCAAAUUGGCCAUGUUAUGCAAAAUGGAACAGCAACAGGUAUUCUAAAAAUUUAUCGAUUUUUUGGGAUACUGUAGAUUGGUUACUGUAGGCAUGUUGGGUGAUAUUCAAAGUGGAAAAAUCGAUAUGGCUUGUGGAAGAUUUCGAAUGACACCCGAUCGAGUUGAAGCCCUGAAAUUCACUUAUCCAACUGAAAUUGAAGUGAACCAGGUAGGCUGGGAAAAAUUCGGAAUCGGAAACAUCGGAAAACUUUUUUCGAAAAUGUCGGAAAUUCUCAAAAAUUGUUCCAAUUUUUCGGGUCCGUUUGAGAAUUGUUCUUCAAAAAUUUUUUAAAUAUUUAUCUAGGCGAGAAAUUUCAAAUUUUUAGUUGUUUUCAAUAAGUGUUCAUUCAGAAUCAGACAAGAUUGAGACAUUGAAAAAAUCGAGUCUGAUUCCCAAAUUUCCAAUCAAUCAAUAAUUUGCCAUGUUCACAGGUUUAUCUAAUAAAUGAUCCUCAAAAAUCGGAAGAUAUCGGAUUCCUGUUUCGUCCAUUUUCAACCUAUGUUUGGCUGUUGAUUUCAGUUACAAUUGUUAUUGUUUCAUUGAUAUUUUUUGUUUUGAGAUUUGUCGAAUUUUCGUCGAUGAAAGAAGAUGAAACUAUGUAUUCGUGAGUAACAGAAUAGUUUUGAAAAUUUUUAAAAUCAAAAAAAUAAUUUUUAAAUUGUUUUUUUUUUCGUGAACCAAUUUCAAAAUUUCCCAAUUAUUAUGCAGUGUCCAAAGCAAAAAAAAUUUAAAAAAACGUCCAAAACGUCAUUAUCUAUAUUUCAGAUGUGUUCACACAACAAUAGCUCAAAUGCUUUCUUCAACUUUUAAUGUCGAAAUCCGAAUUCAUCGAAAAUCCAAUUUUUUCGCUUAUCAUGUGAGUCCGCUUAUCACGAAUAUAUUUUUUCGACCAAAAAUUCUAGAAAAAAUUGCAGUUUUUCUCUGCAAUUUGGUUGCUUUGUUGGUUUCAUGUUUUUAUCGAUUAUUAUACAUCCGAAUUGAGUGGAAUGUUAGUGGUUUCAGAUAAAAAACAGAUGCCUUUUGAUGAUUUUUAUGGAUUUAUUCAUCAAUUGAGGUUAGAUACGGGGUCUGAAGAAUAGAAAGUCGGAAAAUUUAUUUGUUGACCAAUUUUUUCAGGGAUAACUUUCUUGAUUUUCUGAGAGUCACCAAUAGAGCCGAAUUUUUGAAGAAUCUUAUUUUUCUAUAGAAAAGGAACCUAUCGACUUCUAACAACUUCACCAGAUCGAUUGCCAGAAUGUCCACCAGAUAUAUCUUCUUCAACAUGUUCCGCACUUUUUUCUGAAAUUCUCAGCCAAAAUUCGCCAGUUUUUGGUGAUUCCAGUCUACUGAACGACCCCGAAUUCGUCAAAAAUGUUUGUCAAAAAAAAUUCCUUUCAAAAUCUCGUUGUACAAAAAAGUUUUUUAGCAAAAAGUGCCAGUCGUUGGAUUUGGAUGGUAUCCAGGACAACGAAUCUCAUCAAAAUUCUCAAUUUUCACUCAGGAAAGUUUCAAAUCGAGUGUUUGGCUCAUCAAAGAUUUUGCUGUAUGUUUUCGGAAAAAAGUGUAUUGUAUUUUGUCUGAAAAUGUUUCAGGUUUGCCCAGCUGGAUUCAUAGUUCGUCCCAAAUUUUCAUAUCUUUCGGAUUUGAAUGAUGCCAUUAUUCGAAUGUUGCCAGCGUUUGCGGUAAUAAACUGAAAGGGUUUUCUGAAACUAAACAUUUUUGUUUUCGUAUUAAUAUUUAAAAAUAAGAAACUUUCAGAUUCGGUCGCUAGAAUUUGUUGUAUUUAAAAAAUUAUUCGAAGUUUUUUGUAGCAUAUUUUCUAGAGUGUUAAAAUGAUUUGAAGAUUUUUUAGAAUCAUAUUUAGGUCGAAAUUAUCUACAUUGAAAUUUACAGUUUUAAGCAGAUGGCUGCUUUGACACGUGGCUCCCAAUAGAACAUCCAAUAAAACAUUUUUUCCAGCGUACCUCAAAAAAUCCACGUGUCUACCAAAUCUAGUACAGUACUCUAUAGUUUCAGACAAUCGACAAUCACUAUACUCCAUCUUAUCCAGUUCUUUCGCUCUUCGAAAAACCUGCCAAAUCCUCGUUCACCCUCAAUCAACUCUCAUCGAUUUUCGUCUUCCAUUUUUCGGCCUCCUUUUUGGCCAGCAUGAUUUUGUUGGCUGAAAUUAUUUUGGGUUUGUUUUCUGAUUUUCUUGAAUUAGCUGUUUGUUAAAAUGAGACAUUAUUCAGUGAAAUUCGACAUGUCGCGACAGCCUCUCGAUUGA